Molecule: messenger RNA, 1185 nt
Organism: Penicillium canescens
Lineage: Eukaryota; Fungi; Ascomycota; Eurotiomycetes; Eurotiales; Aspergillaceae
Exons: 7
Coding region: 1-1185 (394 amino acids)
Source: RefSeq, a predicted model, not a curated record
AUGGCCAGAACAGCACAGACUGCCCGGCGUGAUGAUGAAGGUCCCGAAUGGCAUCAGCGGCGGUACCUGGACCACAAGGGUAACCACGUUUAUACCAAGGUCCCUAUACAGCCUAAGAACUAUGACUCAAUUGUUACGUAUCUCUUUGGUAUCACGGAACUAGGCCCAUUCCUAGAGAUCUACAUAAGUACUCAGCGUAACGCCUUUAUCGCCUACCGUAAGAGACUACGCGAGGCUUUUGAUAAGCAGUCUAACUGCUCUAACUGUCGGCCUCCUUUGAUUGCUAAGGAUUCAGCGACUAUCUCGCUGGUCCACCGUCGAGAGGAUGGGAACGAACUUAGAACUAUCCCUCUCGCAAUCGACUUUAGUCGGAGAUUCCCCACUAAGGUGCGAACAGUCGAGUUAGAAUAUCGUGUUCCGAAUAUCUACGGGGAUAUAGCAGACUUUGUUAAAUUCGGGAAAGAAGUGGUUUCCGAGGCUAUUGAGAUGAAGAGAAGCGUUAGAUCCUAUAUAACGCCUAACGGAGAGUGGAAAAUUGACUACGAUACCGACGAUUCCCAAGAAGUUAAGGAGAUUCUCGAGCAACAACCUACUCCGAAUCACGAAUCCAAGGAUCUAUGUCUUACGUGGGGCUCAGAUAAAAGGACACUCACUGGUACAAACUUUAUAAACUCCAAGGAGAGUGAUCUUCAAUAUGUCAUUCAUAUUCCAUUCCUCGCGGACAACGCAGACAAUCUUCUAGAGCGUACAGCCCACAUUUUCACAACACAUCUAUUGGCCAAAAUUGGUUCCGCGCGGAUAAGACUCGAGUUUCGAAUCCCAGGCCUACGUCUAGCCUCCGUUUGGUCAUCCCCUCACCCUAAUGACCUCCCCGUGGGUGUGCUGUACAAUACAAAGAAUGGUUCGAAGCAGGAGCGGCAGGAGCGACUCGUCCCUUUGCAGCCCAGCAACGUUGGCAUAUUCGGCCCCUCUGGCUGUGAAACGAUUAUUCGACGAAGCGCGGGCAUGACCGAGGCUGGAAGAAGACUUGCUAUGCUGGACUUGAAAAAAGAAGUGGGAUGGGAUGAUGUGAGAUAUCUUACAGCCGAUGAGUACCGCUGCAUCUUCGGCAUUUCGCUGGAGCAGUACCAGAUCGCGUUGCUUGAGCUUGAGCCGUUCGAGCCGUAUCAGCCGCAGGAAGUCUGA